Messenger RNA from Oppiella nova, 958 nucleotides. NCBI's taxonomy places the organism in Eukaryota, Metazoa, Arthropoda, Arachnida, Sarcoptiformes, Oppiidae. The record is from the annotation of a GenBank genome assembly.
AAUGCAUAGCCAAUAGAGUGAAGUGUUGUAGUGAUUGGCAGUGAAUGACGUGAAUGUGUGACCAAAACAACAACACAUCCACUCUUUGACAACACUUUCAAUUGAUUGCAAUCCAUAUAAUGAUGGGUCAGAAGCCCUCAUCGAUGUCUUCACCAUCAAGUCCUGAACACAUCAUAUUUGACUUCGACAGAGACAUAACUGUGACCAGACAUCAGCGGUUUAAACAUCCGAGCGCCGCCUUCUUCCACAUCAUAUUCAAGAUGUCAUCGAUUGUCACCUAUUUGUUUGGCGGUCUCUUCGGCCAGGACUUUCUGUCAAUAUUUGUUUUAUUGAUUUUAUUGAUAUCAAUGGACUUCUGGACCGUGAAGAACGUGACGGGAAGGCUAUUAGUGGGUCUUCGGUGGUGGAACCGCAUCGAUGACGAGGGUAACAGUCAGUGGCUCUUUGAGAACAAAUACAAGAAAGACAACAACAGCGACGACUCAAUCAAAGACUUGAAUCAAUUGUCUGAAAAUACGGCCGAUUCGACCAUCUUCUGGACGGCACUAAUCGUUGCACCGAUUCUUUGGUUUAUCUUACUUUUAGUCACUAUUUUUCGACUCAAUGUCCAGUGGUUUAUGGUGGUGUCUUUAGCUCUGGUACUGAGCGCAUCCAACCUCUACGGCUAUAUUCGGUGCAAAUUGGGUGGAAAUUUCAAAUCAGUUUUGACACAAUAUGUGGGAAAACAGAUAUUUUAUAAUUUCAUGUCUUCGUCCAACGCUAAGACAACUCAGAAUAUGAGUGGAUAUCCGAGCGCUUAAGAGGCAGUCAUUUGACGCCAACAUUCCAGAGGUUUAAACUGAAGGCUUUGCGAAUACUUUCAUAACUAGUCGUCACUAUAUUUAAAGAACUUUCGAUGUCCUCAGCCGUGAAGUGAGGAAAAUAUUGUUUAACUAAUUUAUAAUCUUGUAAUCCAUGU